Manihot esculenta (cassava) is the source of this 1819-nucleotide messenger RNA. RefSeq names its product transcription factor MYC2. Gene Ontology annotation, biological process: regulation of DNA-templated transcription. NCBI's taxonomy places the organism in Eukaryota, Viridiplantae, Streptophyta, Magnoliopsida, Malpighiales, Euphorbiaceae. The coding region runs from base 135 to 1550 and encodes 471 amino acids. The transcript has a single exon. The record is from RefSeq and is a predicted model, not a curated record. Gene Ontology annotation, molecular function: DNA-binding transcription factor activity; protein dimerization activity; transcription cis-regulatory region binding. Gene Ontology annotation, cellular component: nucleus.
CUUAACUGCCUACGGAUUCUCGUUUUCUAAUUAAUCCUUGUGAGAAUUGUCCCCCUCUACCUGUCGAAAUUUUUGUAUCAAAAUAUAAGGAAAAAAAAAAAACUGAAAAACUAGGCUGCAAGAAACAAAUAUUCAUGGAAGAGAUUAUGUCCCCCUCUUCUGCAUCUUCACUUCUGUCAUUUUGUCAAGAAUCCUCUCCCCCUCUCCACCAACGCCUCCAUGUCAUCCUCCAAAGCCUCCCUGCAUGGUGGCUAUACGCUAUCUUCUGGCAGGCCUCCAACGAUUCCACUGGCCGCAUUGUUUUAUCAUGGGGUGAUGGCAAUUUCCGUGGCUCCAAAGAAUUUUCGACCGAACCAAGCAACAAGCUGAACCAACACAAAUUUAGUUUCAAUCUUGAAAGAAAGAUGUCUAAAGAGUUCCAAGUUCUUUUCACUGAUGACAUGGACAUGGACAGAUUGGCAGAUGCUGAUGGCACUAAUUAUGGGUGGUUCUAUACCGCAUCAGCAUCGCGGUCAUUCGACGUAGGAGAGGGAAUUGUUGGCCGGACAUUUGGUUCUGGAGGUUUCAUUUGGUUGAUCGGUGAUCACAGGCUACAGGCAUACCAGUGCGAGAGAGUUAAGGAGGCUCGUAUGUACGGGAUACGGACUUUGGCCUGUGUCUCGACCUCUUGUGGGGUUGUUGAAUUGGGCUCCUCGCAUAUGAUCCACGAAGAUUGGAGCACGGUGCAGCUGUGCAAAUCCCUUUUCGGUGCAGACGUCGCCUGCUUGAUCUCCAAGAAUCCCAGCCAUGAACCUCAGCUUCAAAUUCCUGACCGGGGUGCUUGUUCCCUUGAUUUUGGAAUGUCUUCAGGUGGUCAAAUUGAGACCUCUCUAGACAAGCAAAACGAGGGCUACUUAAAGAAAGAUGCUUCUGGUUCUGGUCAAGGCCGGUCGUCUUCUGACUCUGGGCCUUCUGAUUCUGAGGGCAAUUUUGCUGCUGGAAAUAAUGAUGGGUUCAGGAAAAGAGGAAGAAAACCAAGUGGCAAAGAAAUGCCGCUAAAUCAUGUGGAAGCGGAGAGGCAGCGGAGAGAGAGACUUAAUCACCGAUUUUAUGCACUACGAUCUGUGGUUCCUAACGUGUCCAAGAUGGAUAAAGCAUCUCUACUUGCAGAUGCAGUGACUUAUAUCCAAGGACUCAAGGGCAAAGUUGAUGAAUUGGAGGCCAAAUUGCAAGCAGUGUCCCAGAAAUCAAAGAUUACUAGUACAGUCGUGUAUGAGAAUCCAUCAACCAAUUGCAUGGUGAGGCCUUGCUCGAGUUAUAGAGAUAAGGCAAUGGAGGUGGAUGUAAAUAUUGUAGGGUCGGAGGCCAUGAUCCGCGUGCAUUCCCCAGAUGUUAAUUAUCCAGCUGCAAGAUUGAUGAAUACACUUAGAGAACUUGAGAUUCAAGUUCAUCAUGCAAGUGUGUCAAGCAUCAACGAGAUGGUGCUUCAAGAUGUGGUGAUCAAAGUUCCUCAAGGAUUCACAAGUGAAGAGGCUAUAAUAAGUGCUAUUUAUCAAAGAAUGCAGAACUAAGAGCAGGUUUCGGAAGAUUGGAUUAAGUAUUGAAGGGAAUGCAUAACCUCAAUGAAGGUGAAUUGCUACUUAUAGAGAUGUUAUCAACAUGCAUCAUUGUUUUUCCGAAAACUUUUAUGCUCAUAAGGAAGAUGUAUAAGAAAGAAGUUGUGAAAAUUUGUUCUUUGUUUUUGUUUUUGUUUUUGUUGGUUUUGGUAGCUGUUUUUGUAUGGUAAUUAAAAAAAAAAAAAAAAAGGGAAAUUCUGAGCAUCCUCAUUAAAUUCUCUGCC